AUGUCUGUGCUGAUGAUAGCUCGCCCGCGCCUGCCGGUGGUGGCCUCGUACGCCUCAGUACAACAUAUGAACAAUCUUACGCAGAAGAAAUACAUGUCUAGUGUAGUGGUCAAGCACGGACGAGGCGGUCGUGUUAGUGUAUCGGGACAUACCGUGACAGUACUGGGAGCCACAGGCCAGAUAGGUCGCUAUUUAGUGCAGCGAUUGGGACGCAUUGGCACACAGAUGGUCAUCCCAUACAGAGGAGAUGAGAUGCACUUUCGCCACUUGCGUCCUCUCGCAGAUGUGGGCCAAAUCAACUUCGUGGUAU
Messenger RNA from Sphaeroforma arctica JP610, 310 nucleotides. RefSeq lists its product as hypothetical. Gene Ontology annotation, cellular component: mitochondrion. The transcript has a single exon. Gene Ontology annotation, molecular function: protein-containing complex binding. The record is from RefSeq and is a predicted model, not a curated record. The annotation marks the transcript as partial. Lineage: Eukaryota; Ichthyosporea; Ichthyophonida.